AUGUCCAUGUCCAUGUCACUAUCCUUGAAUAAUUCCAGUGUAGGCGGUAAGGAAAUCAUGGUUUUAUAUAGCAACGGGUCUCAUUUGGAGCAGUUCAGGUUCCAUAGAAGUCUGGUAAUGGGAGUUGGAGCUAGUAAACUCAGUAGAAUUUUCUUAGGCCAUGUAAGUAGGCAUCAGAAAAGAUCGUAUUCGGUCCCAAAGGGAUACAUUCCAGUACACGUGGGCGUAGAUGACAAGAUGAAGCGGUUCAUGGUCCAUCGAACUUCGCUCAGCGACGCAGAUUUCAUCGAGCUUCUUAGCAAAUCUGCCGACGAAUAUGGCUUCCGUAACCCCGGCGUUCUUACGAUUCCAUAUGAUGCGAAGAUCUUCGAGGAAUGCAUGCUUAGUAGAGCUAAUUGGAAGAUGAUUAUGGUUAGAAAUUGA
Molecule: messenger RNA, 423 nt
Organism: Magnolia sinica
Lineage: Eukaryota; Viridiplantae; Streptophyta; Magnoliopsida; Magnoliales; Magnoliaceae
Product: auxin-responsive protein SAUR72-like
Exons: 1
Coding region: 1-423 (140 amino acids)
Biological process (GO): response to auxin
Source: RefSeq, a predicted model, not a curated record